Parastagonospora nodorum SN15 is the source of this 339-nucleotide messenger RNA. RefSeq lists its product as hypothetical. The transcript is spliced from 2 exons. NCBI's taxonomy places the organism in Eukaryota, Fungi, Ascomycota, Dothideomycetes, Pleosporales, Phaeosphaeriaceae. The record is from RefSeq and is a predicted model, not a curated record. The coding region runs from base 1 to 339 and encodes 112 amino acids.
AUGCUUUUCACCAACAUUGUCAUCCCCGUGCUGGUGGCCUUCCUCCCCUCCGCCCUCGCACAGUCGAACGCCAUCGUCUCCCUCGCCCUCUCCACCAACUCAACCUGCUCCAGCACCCCCACAACCUUCGAGAUGGAGACCAACCGCUGCUACUCAUUCGGCGACACCAAGGGCAUGCGCGUCACGCACCACUCCCCAGGUGCAACGUACAAUGCUCUGCGCGUGUUCACGACCGCCAACUGCGAUGCGGGACAAGACUGGAAGUACGUGGAGCUGGAUGGUGGUGCGUGUGAGAAUGUCGAAAUGUACAAGGCGUACUUGGUCAAGUUGAGGGAUUAA